AUUCAACAGCAACAAGAUGUCCACCAAAAAGAAAUUAAGUGCGCCUGUACUUUAUUUUGGACGUAUAAUUGGACUGAUUCCUUUUCGUCUUGGUGAAGAUCAAAGUGAUCUGCAAUUUUCUAUUGCUGGUGCCGUUUACGGGACUGUACUAGCCAUUGCUUACAGCAUUGCCAGCGCGAUGGCUUUGCGUUUACUUUUCUUAAAUGGUUUUCCCUUGGAUACACCUUUACUAGUUAUUGCUAGCGGAAUGGAAAUGGUUUGUAUUUAUUUCCUGUGCGUCGCCAUCUGGCUGACUUUUGCCUACCGUCAAGAACACAUCAUCAAGAUGCUACGAGACUUUUUCAAGAUACACGAAAUUGUUUGGGAAUAUUUUGAAAUUCCAACUGAUUACGAGAGGAUCAUCUAUCAGAUAACAGUUCAUGCGACUUGGAUAAACGUCUUCUUACUUAUUUUAAAUAUUAUUGCAUAUUCUUUCUUCGCCGGCGAUCGCACGUAUAAUGUCGUUAUUUGGAUCUCAUACUGUUUGCCCGGCGUUGUGUAUCAUAAUGUUAUUAUUUUAUUUUUGGUGUCGAUGAGUGCAAUCAGACGGAAGAUCCGUCGUCUAAACGAAAAACUUAUCGAACGAGGAAGAUCCAUUAAUUCUUCUACGAGUAUCAAUGACUUUGCAUUCGUUCAUGGAUUCCUUUGUGAUCUUGCCGAAUCGGUCAGCCACUUUUUUUCUCAUUUUAUACUGCAGACAGUCGUACAACACCUGCUACUGCUUCUUACAAGGAUUUAUGGGAUUUGUAUACUCCUAAAGAACCAGAAAUCUUCAAUUAAUAUACCAUUAGCAAUGUACGUGAACGUUACUGACGUGAUCGUUUGUAUUCUUCAGGAAUAUUUCAUUGGCAGUAUCGUCGACGGCACCGUGAAGGAGGCGAGGAAUACCGGAAAUGCUCUUCACGAGAUGGCAAAUAAGCAACGUCCUCUCAGGCAGAGAACGCAGGUGUACGCAUUUUCGAUUCAAUUGUUACGUCGGCGACUCGACUUGUCAGCUUAUGGGUUUUUCAAAUUUGAUCUGAGUUUGGUUUCAAAGGUCAUCGGUACUGCUACUACCUACAUCGUAAUUGUGAUGCAACUCGAGAACUUUAAUCCGAACGUACCGAGUGCACUACCAAAUUGAGUUCUACAGAUUAUUAAUUAAACUCAAGCACUUAAGAAGUUCUCUUAAUUAGCACCCAGAAGGCUUCGCAUUGCUGCUGAAAUUCAUCAGGACCUUACCGAAGCAGCCGGCAUUGCUAACAAAACAUUUGGAAUUCAAAUGCUUGUCGAUCUUUCUUAUACGUUCAUGAUAAUUACGAGUGAGCUUU
Messenger RNA from Cephus cinctus (wheat stem sawfly), 1349 nucleotides. Its product is annotated as putative gustatory receptor 28b. Gene Ontology annotation, biological process: sensory perception of taste. Gene Ontology annotation, cellular component: axon; dendrite; membrane. The record is from RefSeq and is a predicted model, not a curated record. The coding region runs from base 17 to 1162 and encodes 381 amino acids. NCBI's taxonomy places the organism in Eukaryota, Metazoa, Arthropoda, Insecta, Hymenoptera, Cephidae. The transcript is spliced from 5 exons.